This is a messenger RNA of Rana temporaria (common frog), 1511 nucleotides long. Its product is annotated as protein ALP1-like. Lineage: Eukaryota; Metazoa; Chordata; Amphibia; Anura; Ranidae. The coding region runs from base 12 to 1202 and encodes 396 amino acids. The record is from RefSeq and is a predicted model, not a curated record. The transcript is spliced from 2 exons.
UGAAUGCAUGUAUGGGUAGUUUGAUGGCAAUGCUCAUCUUGCUAUUCAUGAAAAUGAAGAGGAGAAGAGCUAUCGAGUCCAGAAGACGUCUCCGUCGUUACUGGGUGCACCCUUUAACCUCACAGCGUCUUUCUAUUGGCUACUUUGCCCUGAUGUUCGGUGAACUUAGAACCCACGGUGAUAAGUUCUAUAACUACACAAGGAUGUCGGUGGAGAGUUUUGACGAAUUGUUGGGGCUUGUUCGAGGACGAAUCAUCCGACAAAGGACCAACAUGAGACGAUGCAUAAGUGAGGAAGAACGGCUGUUACUUACUUUAAGAUACCUUGCCACUGGAGCGAGUUUUACCUCACUUCAUCAUCAAUUCCUAAUGGGGAUUUCAACUGUGUCAACCAUAGUACAUGACACCUGUAUUGCCAUUUGGGAGGAGUUGAAGAGCACAGUCAUGCCGGAACCAACAAUCAGCUUGUGGGAAGAGAUAGCGGAGGAGUUUUGGGAGAAGACAAACUUUCCGAAUUGUAUUGGAGCAUUAGACGGGAAACAUAUCAGGCUCAUCAAGCCACCAAACUCUGGUUCCCGCUAUUUCAACUACAAGAAAUAUUUCUCCAUUGUGCUGCUGGGACUGAGUGACGCAAACAUGCGCUUUGUAGCGGUGGACGUUGGAGCAUACGGGAGCUCUGGAGAUUCACGAAUUUUUAGAAAUUCCAUGAUGGGACAGCGUCUGCAUUAUGGGGAUUUUAAUGUACCACAGCCAAGGCCUCUACCAGGUACUGCUGGACCAGAUCUACCCCUGGUAGUGCUAGGAGAUGAGGCAUUUGCCUUAUCCACUCACCUCCUCAGGCCCUAUACUAGGCACGGUCUUACUGCCAAGAAGCGCAUCUUCAAUUACCGCCUUAGCCGUGCACGCAGAAUGGUGGAGUGCGCCUUCGGUAUUUGUACAGCUAAAUGGCGUGUACUGUUGACUGCAAUGCACUUGGAAGUGGAUCACGCUGUCAAUGUGGUUUUGGCAUGCUGUGUUCUCCAUAACUUUCUAAGGGGAAAGGAGAUUGCACACAAUGAACCACCAUUACCUGUUUGUGAAGAGCACAGAGGGAGUGUUACUACCAGUCGCCCAAGCAAUCAUGCUCUACAAGUCCGUGAACAUUUUUCUGAUUUUUUCCUUUCUGAUGAUGGACAGUUACCGUGGCAGUACGAUUAUGUUUAGUCUCCUAUUUUUUUUAACCAUUACAUCAACCUUUUGAAAAACACUGUUAACAUUUUUUCUGUAAUAAAAGUAGUUGACAACUUUGUCCAAUUAAAUCGGAUUUAUUUUUUGUUUGCUAUACAAAAAUUAACAAAGUGUAUCAAAAAUGUGUAAAUCAUUACAAAAGAACGAUGCUUACAAAAUAUGGUUGCUUGCAUCUAUACAAAACAAUACAAAACUAUUUUUUUUAUAAUAUUCCUUAUGAACAUGCAUUUUUCUUCAAGUAAAACAUGACACAGAACAUUUCCAAAAAAAUAUAAAGUGACCCAU